GAGAAAAUAAUAGUUGAAUUUAUAAAAAUGACCCCAUUCAAAAGUUUACAUCCCCUUGAUUCUUAAUACUGUGUUGUUACCUGAAUGAUCCACAGCUGUGUUUUUUUGUUUAGUGAGAGUAGUUCCUGAGUCCCUUGUUUGUCCUGAACAGUUAAACUGCCCGCUGUUCUUCAGAAAAAUCCUUCAGGUCCCACAAAUUCUUUGGUUUUCCAGCAUUUUUUGUGUAUUUGAACCCUUUCCAACAAUGACUGUACGAUUUUGAGAUCCAUCUUUUCACACUGAGGACAACUGAGGGACUCAUGCAACUAUUACAGAAGGUUCAAACGCUCACAGAUGCCCCAGAAGGAAAAAACAUGCAUUAAGAGCCGGGGGUGAAAACUUUUGAACAGAAUGAAGAUCAGGGUAACUUAUUUUGUCUUCUGGGAAACAUGUAACUAUCUUCUGUAGCCUCUGAAGGGCAGUAUUAAAUGAAAAAAAUACGAUAUUUAGGCAAAAUAAGAAACAUGUGCACAUCUCCAUUCUGUUCAAAAGUUUUCACUAUAUAGAAAAUUGGAGUGCUGCCUCUUUAAGGCAGCCAUCGCGUUUGGUAUCGAGCCAGCGACAUUUUUUCAUGGUAACACUCGGCCUGCAUAAAUUAUGUUCAUGACGUAGUGCAAAAUACUAAAUUUCUGUUAAUAUUUUGAGACUUGUCUGCAGAUAACGCUUACAUUUACUUUAUUUCAGUGGACUUCGUUCAACUGAGCGACAGUUUACAAGGAUACCUGUCAUUAAAUAUUUAGUAAACGAGCUACAUUGCGCCGCCGAGCCUCUUUAUCAAUGCAAAUGCCUCUUUUGUGUGCAGCCAUAGCGUCCGUCUGGAAGCUGUGAGAUGAAUUUUUAAUUAUGUAUGUUUAAUACAAACUGUGGGAAAGCGCGCUGAACGAGGUGAAAGGCAGAAAUUAACCGUAAUUCCUCUGGUGGGCUUGUAAGCAGAACACCCCUUAGUCAUCAUGCCUAACCUGUGAUCUCAUGGAUGAAACUGAAUGAUGGAUUCAGAAGAUCUUCCUUCAAAUGAUGCACCACUUACUGUCAACGAGCAGGUACAAAUGCUAUUCCUGUGAUACCAGUGAUCGUGACCCCUUCUCCUCUCUGGACCUGCCUGAUCCAUCCUGAUGCCCUACUUCUGGUUGGAGUUCUUAUUACCUGAAAAAUCACUCGCUGGUGCUGAGGAUGGCCCCACAUCGAAAGCCUAAAGAUCUGAGAUUACUUUAGAUGGUGAUUGUCAUGUCCAGUCAUGAGACCAUUCGAGUUCUAGAGGUUGAAGUGGACGCAGCUGUGCCCUCCCCAGGAGCUCAUGUGAAAACUGAGGCAGGCGCAGAAGAGGGGAGAGGAAAAGCUUUAGAGCCAGCAGAGGGGGCCACUCAGGAUAGACAAACAGCAUCCAGUACCAUCUCCACAGUUUCUAAUGAGGCUGCAGCCCCUUCGGUUCAGAAUGUUGCAAUUCCUAUAAGUCUCUCUUUGCCUCACCCUCAGACCAGCAUGCCUAUCACUAUCCAGGCCUGUCCACAGGUUCUGACCCAGGAUGGCCUUGCUACUCUGAUGACUGGCAUGAUUGCCCAGCAAAACACUCUGAGCCAGCCUCUGCUGAUUCCACUAAGUAUGGCAGGCUCUGUGGGUGGACAAAAUGGCCUGGCACUACUGACCCUUCCAGCAACCACCCUAGCCACUCUACCAGGUUUAGGUGCUGGUGGCCCGACAGGAGGGCUCAUUAAACUACCUUUUGCUGGCCUGCAGGCUGCUACUGUUCUGAGCUCAGUCCAGCCUCAGCUUCAGGCACCUGCACAGACACUCCUGCAGCCCCAGGCAACUGCACUACAGUCAGUGCAGCAGUCUCAGGCUGCUCCAGCCAGCACUGCUACUGUAGCUUCAGUUAUGCACAAGGUCACUGAGCCUAGUGCAUCAGUUGCAACACUUCAGACCACAGGCCUCACCAUCAACCCUGCUAUUAUCAGUGCUGCAUCUUUGGGUGCUCAGCCACAGUUCAUCAGUUCUCUGACUGCAACUCCCAUCAUCACUAACACCAAUGUGGCAGGAUUAACCAGCCAGAUCAUCACAAAUGCACAGGGUCAGAUGAUAGGCACGUUGCCUGUGCUGGUGAACCCUGCAUCUCUGACAGGAGUGUCGUCAACACAUUCACCACCAUCUCAGGGUCUUCAGGUGCCGACUGUGGCUCCUCAGCUGCUGCUGAACUCCCAGGGCCAAAUCAUUGCCACCAUUGGGAGCAACCCUGGUGCUGCUGCUUUCACUACAUCCACCAGCUCCACAGCCGUGACUAAAACUACUCUGUCACACACCAAGAUCAACACACAGGCUCCCAUUGUAACAGUAAACCAGUCUCCAGUCAUGAUUGCCCCACAGCCCUCCACAGGGAAAUCAACCUCCUCAUCGAUUCCUGUUGCCUGUGCAGAAAUGCCCACAGUCAGCCAACUUGUCAACAAGCCACAGUCUGGGGUGACUGAAGAAGAAGGCAUUAAUCUGGAGGAGAUCCGUGAAUUUGCCAAAAACUUUAAGAUUCGACGGCUUUCAUUGGGGCUGACGCAAACACAAGUGGGUCAAGCUCUUACAGCUACUGAGGGACCAGCUUACAGCCAGUCUGCAAUCUGCAGGUUUGAGAAGCUUGAUAUAACCCCUAAGAGUGCCCAAAAGCUAAAACCGGUUCUAGAGCGUUGGCUUGCUGAAGCGGAGCUCUGGAACCAGAAGGGCCAGCAAAAUCUAAUGGAAUUUGUGGGAGGUGAGCCGUCCAAGAAACGCAAACGCCGCACCAGUUUCACACCACAAGCCAUCGAGGUCCUGAACAGCUAUUUUGAGAAAAAUGCACUUCCAACUGGGCAGGAGAUCACAGAAAUCGCCAAGGAACUGAAUUAUGACAGGGAGGUUGUUCGAGUUUGGUUUUGUAACCGCAGACAGACACUGAAGAAUACCAGCAAGAUCAAUGUGUUCCAAGUGCAGUAGAGUGUACAAUACAAGCCUGGAAAGACAAUGAGAUAUAUGCAUGGAUAUGAAUUGUUCUUUUGUACCGUGACAUGUUAAAGUUUGUUAAAGUUUGUGACUUGAAUGUUUUGUGAGGAGCCUCUUGGUGGGUUUUCACAUUAAAAGCAUUGGUAUUGCACAAAUGGUCAGUGUGGCAAAAAUCAUGAUCGGUUGUGUCAUAAUGUUUUUGUUAAAUCUGCAUGUGAACUUACUGUUGAAACAACAACACAGUAAAUUAAGAACUAAUAAAUUAUACAGAUUGUCAGUUAACAUUAAAUAGUAGUAGUGGCAAAAUCUCCUAAAAAAUACUCUAUUUGCUUUUUCAGUGUGUGAGCCUAUUUGAUGUUACUUCUUACACAUUUGAUUUCUUGUGCCAUAGAAUUUGCAGCUAAGAUUCUAGUGGAUUAUGUAUGCCCAGGAGUCUAUCUGACAUCUAGAAAAAUUUGACUUCCAGAAACAUUUAAGUUUGUUGGGGCUGUAACAUUAAAUGCUUUGUUUUA
Pangasianodon hypophthalmus (striped catfish) is the source of this 3509-nucleotide messenger RNA. It is a transcript of the gene pou6f1, whose product is annotated as POU class 6 homeobox 1. The transcript has 12 exons. Gene Ontology annotation, biological process: regulation of transcription by RNA polymerase II. Bases 1252 to 2991 code for a protein of 579 amino acids. Lineage: Eukaryota; Metazoa; Chordata; Actinopteri; Siluriformes; Pangasiidae. The record is from RefSeq and is a predicted model, not a curated record. Gene Ontology annotation, molecular function: DNA-binding transcription factor activity, RNA polymerase II-specific; RNA polymerase II cis-regulatory region sequence-specific DNA binding.